Messenger RNA from Pteronotus mesoamericanus, 1065 nucleotides. It is a transcript of the gene WDR54, whose product is annotated as WD repeat domain 54. The transcript is spliced from 9 exons. The record is from RefSeq and is a predicted model, not a curated record. The coding region runs from base 1 to 1005 and encodes 334 amino acids. NCBI's taxonomy places the organism in Eukaryota, Metazoa, Chordata, Mammalia, Chiroptera, Mormoopidae. Gene Ontology annotation, molecular function: protein binding.
AUGUUACGCCGGGAGCGUUCCAUCCCUCUUCGAGGCUCCGCUGCGGCCCUGUGCAACAACCUCAGCGUGCUGCAGCUGCCGGCCCGCAACCUCACACGUUUUGGGGUAGUCCAUGGACCCAGCGCCCAGCUUCUCAGCGCUGCUUCUGAGGGUGUGCCCUUGGCUCAGCGCCAGCUCCACGCUAAGGAGGGAGCUGGAGUGAACCUCCCACCCAUCACCCAGGUCCACUGGUGUGUCCUUCCCUUCCGUGUAUUGCUGGUACUCACCUCACAUCGAGGAAUACAGAUGUAUGAAUCUGAUGGCUCCGUCAUGGUUUAUUGGCACGCGCUGGACUCUGGAGAUGCCUCUCCAGUACAGGGCGUGUUUGCCCGAGGAAUUGCUUCCAGUGGCCACUUCAUCUGCGUGGGAACGUGGUCAGGCCGGGUACUGGUAUUUGAUAUCCCAGCCAAGGGCCCCAACAUUGUGCUGAGUGAAGAGCUGGCUGGGCACCUGACAUCAGUCACAGACAUUGCCAGCGAGCCUGCCCAGGGACAGGACUGCAUGGCUGACAUAGUGACAGCAGAUGACUCAGGCUUGCUGUGCAUCUGGCGAUCAGGUCCUGAAUUCAAAUUAUUGACCCGAAUUCCAGGAUUUGGGGCCCCAUGCACUUCUGUGCAGCUGUGGCAGGGGAUCGUAGCAGCAGGCUAUGGGAACGGGCAAGUGCGUCUGUAUGAGGCCAGGACGGGAACUCUGCACAUCCAGAUCAACGCCCACGCCCGGGCCAUCUCUGCCCUGGACCUGGCUCCGGAGGUGGGCAAGCUACUCUCUGCAGCCGAGGACACCUUUGUACAUAUCUGGAAGCUGAGCAGAAGCCUAGAGAGUGGCUGCAUUCAGGUGGAACACUGUCAUGGCGAAUGUGUGCCCGACACUCAGGUGUGUGGUGCCCGAUUCUGUGAUCCCUCAGGCAGCUCUUUGGCUGUGACUGGCUACGACCUCGCUGAAAUCCUGAGAUUCAGCAGUAUGUGAGAGCAGAGAAGCCCUCCUUUCUCCCUAUGGUAUUUAUAAAGUACCUCCUUCAGUACCUAG